Apis cerana (Asiatic honeybee) is the source of this 7437-nucleotide messenger RNA. RefSeq lists its product as uncharacterized. NCBI's taxonomy places the organism in Eukaryota, Metazoa, Arthropoda, Insecta, Hymenoptera, Apidae. The record is from RefSeq and is a predicted model, not a curated record.
UCCACUCGCGAGUUCCAUCGAGAUGAAGCGAGCCAGCUUCACGCGUGCACGCGAGAUUUUUUACUGCGUCUUGAUACUUGAUGUUUCCGGGUGACGAUUCGAAGCGAGGGGAAUAUCAACGUAAUCCAAACGUUUUCCUUACUUUUUCUCAAGUGUUUGUCGUUAUUCUCGAGUGCUCGUUACGCGUUUUUCUUCGAAAACUUAGGUAAAAAUAAAAGUGAUAGACGUGAUUAUAUAUAAAUUCAUACACACGCUUCGUGCUCUUAUGGUCUAAAGUUGGGUGAACGUGUUGUACGCGGUUAUGCAAAGUUUCUUUACGCUCUUAGUUAAAAAUUUCUAUUCUUAAAAAAAACUUCAGUUUGCGCGUUGCGAAAGAUUGUUAUGCGCGUUGAACGGCGUAAUUCGUGUAGAUGGGCGUAAUUUCUAUCUGCGUUUUAUCGGUGAAGAUACGCCGAAAAGCCGUGGUCGAGUACAAGCGUGGUCCAAGAAUAUCCUCGUUGCUCGAGGCACGCAAGGGCAGCCAAAAGUUCAACAUCCUCGACGAAAGCAACGUUUGCUUUCCCCCUAAGUACCUCUAAUCACUCUGCAAACGUUAAACACGAAAUUCAUGGAAGGGAAUUGGUUGGCUGGAAGAAAGUCGAAGUCCGGUGUGAACGCGCGCGAAGUUUACCAACACCGGAAUCGUUCUACUUGGAGCGAAAAUAGAGCGCUUUUCGGCUGUCUCCUUCCCUCUCGCCGUGUACGUGCGUUCACCCUCGUUCGACCUAAGAAUAUCUCGUUGGAGGACAGCGCAGCGUGGAGCGAGCCUUUUCUUGCUCUGUAAUCGGCGUCAAGCAGUGAGAUGUAGCCGACCAAACUGCCGCUGUGUUUCCAUUCCUGUCAAAUAUACUUAAAGGGGGCCGCGACUCAAAGGGAAAGUCAUCUCGAACUGGUGAUUUUAUUUCGUAUUAUUCCACCAUCGUAUAUAUAUAUAUAUACUCUCGCGUUAUCGUCGAAAUUUUCGUGAAAUUUCGCGCAAAGUGUCACGUUGAAUAAAUCGUUAACCUGGGAAAAAACAUUGGUCUAAUCACCGAUUAACUAUAAAACACAUCGGGCGAAUAUCAAUGUAAAGAAGAAUAAAGUACAACGUGGGGUUGCACGGAUUAAUGAACGUGAGUUUCAACGAUCGAAAUGCGUACACGUGGUGCCAAAACGUUUUGGCGCGCUUGUAAAUCGUUUCUAUCCAAUUAAUAUCGAAGAACAAAAACGAGGAAGGAUCGAAGAGCGUGCAUCGAGACCUGGCAUCGAAGUCUGAGUUCUCGAAGGAAACUUCCCCUCGCAUCCGGUGGCCCGAGCGGAAGAAGCAUGAACAGUUGAAAAAUUAUUUUUAUCCCGGGAACCGGUUUCGACGAGCGGUGCGUGACUCCAAAGGCGGUCCAGAGUCUGAAGAAGAUGGGCCAGUGAAAUUCAUUGCACCCCUUUCCGGCUGUCCAACGAUCGAACAAAUGUCGAGGAUGCUGCGACUGGAGCUGGUGGGACUCGUGUUGCUGGCCUGCACCCAGAUACUCACGGAGCAUCGCAAUAUUUACGAAACCAGAUCGCUGUACGGUUAUCGGUCCAAGUUUCUCGAUCCCCCCGAACGGUUUACCAGAGAGGUGCGGGUGAAGCAGGGUCGUUUACGAGGAAUCGUCGUGCAGCCGAGGACCAAUCACGAUCUACAGCCCGUCGAUGUUUUUCUGGGAGUGCCGUACGCUGAGCCCCCGGUCAAUUUCUUGAGAUUCUCGCCACCGAGAUCGCCGGAGCCGUGGCGCGGCACAAGAGAAUCGCAGGAAUUUGCACCCGUUUGCCCCCAAGUGGUGCCAAAAUUGCAGGACGAGAUGAAGCCGGUCAGAUACGAGUAUCUUGAGAGGCUGCUGCCGUACCUGAAGAACCAGAGCGAGGACUGUCUCUAUCUCAACAUCUAUACGCCCCAUCAACCCGAAGGUCAAAAGACUCUGCGGAAGUAUCCCGUGAUGGUGUUCAUUCAUGGAGAGAGCUUUGAAUGGAACAGCGGCAACCCUUACGACGGCACUAUAUUGGCAGCUUAUGGCAACGUCGUCUUUGUCACUAUCAACUUUCGCCUGGGCAUCCUUGGUUUCUUGAGGCCCGGGAUCAGGGACGACACAGCGAGCAAUUUCGGUCUUCUGGAUCAAAUUGCGGCGCUACUUUGGCUACGAGAGAACAUCGCCGAGUUCGGCGGCGAUCCGAACAGUAUUACUCUGGUCGGCCAUGGUACAGGUGCAAUUUUUGCUAACCUGCUGCUUAUCAGCCCUGUGGCUAAUAAGAAAGGUCUCUUCAGACGAGCUAUACUGAUGUCCGGAUCAGCGUUAAGCGCCGAUGCUAUCGGGAAAGCACCCUUGCAGAUCACCAAACAGGUGGCGCACGCCCUUCACUGCCCCACCACCACUGACAGCGAUCUGGCAAUAUGUUUGCGCGGCCAAGACGUGGACACUUUGCUGAACGUGAAGAUUCAUAAACCGAGUUACGUGCCUGCAUUCGCUCCGUUGAUCGACAACGCGGUCAUUCCGGACAAGCCUUACAACUUGAUGAAAAAUCCUCAGAUGUUCGACAGGUUCGAUCUGAUGUACGGUGUCACGGAAUCGGAGAAGUAUCACUUAUUGUCACCGGUGGAUCUGAUGCACGGGAUGUCGGAAGGUCAGAGGGACGCGGUCCUGAAGGAACACGCCAAGGCGACGCACGAGCUUGAAGCGGAAUUAAUCCUGUCCAAGAUUCUGGAACAAUACGGCGAUUUCUCGCCAGGAUUUCAGGGAGAGUACAUGCUGAAGAAUCGCGAUCUCGUGCUCGAGGCUCUAUCCGACAGCGGUACCGUCGCCCCGUUAAUAAUGGCCGCGAAUUUCCACUCGAGGGCGAACCCGAACAGCUACAUGUACGUCUUCGCGCAUCCGAAAGCGACGCAGGAGUACUCUGGCCAACAACGUAAGUACACCGUGCACAGCGAAGAGUUGCCAUAUUUGCUGGGCGCUCCUCUCGAUGGGUUGCGCGGCCGAUACGAUAUCGGCGAAACGCUCUUCUCCGAGGCUAUAAUGAACUGGUGGUGCAGCUUCGCCUACAUAGGGAACCCAAACGUGAAAGCAAUCUCAAAGCGAUAUCCGUACAUGAGGAAUGGAUUGAAGGAAUUGAGCCAGUACGACGUCGAUUGGCCCGAGUACGAUCCUCAGAAUCAGAGGUACCUCAAUCUUACGAUUCCACCGAGCACGGGUAUGCAGUACCGACUUGCUGAAAUGCAAUUCUGGAACGAGCAUCUACCCAAAAUGCUUCUUCAUCCUGGCAAAGACAUACCGUUGCCGAUCCGACCGAAAGGGCCGAGACCGCAAAUUCUCGACAUCGCUGAUGGGAUUGGAAAGUAUGCGAAUGCGAGUAGGGAUUAUGACACGUACGGUUCCAGAUUCAAGGAGGGGAGUCGGGGCGAGGCGGAGGUCGGGAUCACGGCGGAGGAGAGAUCGACGACCUCCGAGAUCGCCACCACCCCCCAGCCGUUGGAGGAAGAAGCGAUCCCACAGCCAAGCGCGCCCAAGAGUUCCUCCGUGAUCGCUAUGCUGACAGGUUUCGGCGCGUUGUUCUUGCUGAUCAACUUCACGGCGUGCCUCUAUCUGUACUGCAAGAAGCAGGAGACGAAGAUGAAGGGGGCAGGGGUGAAGAGGCGGGCGAGCCAGAAGGAAGGGAAAUCGGACAGGUACGAGAACCAUUAUGGGGAGCUCGGUUACAAGAGCGACAGUAAACCGGAUCUGAACGACGUGAUAAAGAACGACAAGGCGUACGACAACAACUCCAACUUCGGCAGACGGUCGAAAUUGUCGAGGCAGAGUUCCGGAUCCACUAUAGACACCCACAUCAAGGUUAGGGAAUGGAUACAACAGGAGAUAGUGCACAGGUGUUCCCCCAGGUUUCUCAGGAAGACGCGCGAAACGUUGCAAAAGGAGCAUCAGGACAAAUUGACGAAACAACAGCAACAAGAAGCGGAGAAGAAAAGGUUGGAGGAGGAGCUGUCGAAGGAAAGGAAAGAGGAGGCGCGGUACGACAAAGAUCCGACGCUGAUCGUACGUCCUGGCAAGAAAUCAAAAGUCCCGAAGGUAUCGGUGGCUAUCGACGCCACACCCGCGGCAAGGACCGAAUCGAUCCUGAACCAGAUGCCUAUCGAGCUGGCGAAGGGCGUCGAACCGGGUGUCGACCCGUUCAACAAGAGUAUCGAUUAUCCGAUGAUCGAUCCCAGCCAGUUGCAAGCAGCUCCUCAGGUGGUUGUCAUAGAGCACCAUCACUCGAAAAGCGAUCCGUUACCGAUGGAAAACGUGUUGAAGAGCGUGAAACCGAAUUUCUCCACGCCGAGGAUUUACGAAUCCGAUUCGGGGAGCACGAGCAGCCUCUACGCCAAGAUUAACCCCAAGUUGAAAUCCCGCUUGCCCCGCCCCGAAUUGAAUCGGGACGGAUCGGCGAUGGAUCAGACCGAGGAUAUUUACAUGAAAAUGGGGCCCAAGUUGACUACGUUCGCUGUCAACUGCCCCCCACCACCACCAGCUGCGGAUACUUGCGGGGAUAUAAACGUAACCUGCAGGGAGCCCAGUCCGGAGGAGAGGGAAUGCGUGAGCCCGGAAGAAGCCCUGAGGACCAUCAAGAGGAGAAACUAUCCGAAAGUUCUGCCAGACAUCGAGAAAAGGCGAUCCCUCCCGGCGCCCAGCAGCUUGUUCUCGUCCAAACAGGGCGCCGGUUCGUUGAAGGAUUACAGAAGCGGAUUCCACUCGUCUUCGUCCUCGUCCUCUCAUCAACCCCCCCAACCCCCGCCGAGGACGUUCGGCCCGUCCAAGAGCCUGGAGUUCGCCGAGGAGAGCGAGAAUCAAUCCGAAACGGAGACGAUCGUUACUAAUCUUCACGUCGGCUCGUUGCUCAGAAGGCAGGACUAUUCGGCGAAGAACAAUUCCGACCCGAGUAUCAUCGACUCUUUGGACGAAAGGAUGGACAACAGAUCAAGCAGGGUGCAGAGCGGCGGUGGCAGCGUGGACACGAUUUAUUCGAGCAACGCUAUGUGCCAUCCCGGUCACGAAAUCGGCCAACCGAUUUUCCAGAGCGUGGGCAAGGACAUAGGGAAUCCGAUCGCCUUGUUGCAGGCGGGUAUCGGUAAUCCCAACUGGUACAAAUCAACCCCGACGGGGAACGAUAUCUGUAUAGGGACGGCGUCCUCGGAGCCCAGGAUCACUAUCAGAGAAGUGGAGAGACAGCCUCAAUUCGGUGGCUCGAAUUGGGACACGAGGAUCCCCGGUUCCGAACCGAGAAUCGUGAUCACGCCCAGAGUCGGCAAUCUUCUCGGACAGAAUCAAAGCUUGAAUCGGACGGUGGUCAAUCUGUCGGGCACCACUUCCGACGAGAGGCUCGAGAACAGAGAAAUUAAAUCUUCCGCUCCGCACGAAUCGACCAAAUCCAAUAGCAGCUCGAUCGAGCAACUGGAGUCGGAUUGCCCCCUAACCUCGUGCUCCUCUCCCGACUCAGGAUUGCCGAGCGGCCAACCCAGUCAAGAGCCGCGAAAGGAGCCGCGAAUAAUAAUCACGGCCAGGGAUCCGAAGGCUUCCUCCUCGUCCUCGUCCAGCUUGAAACAACCGAAGAUCAUCAUCAAGCCUACGUCCAGCUUGCAGAGGAGCAGAGAUCACAGGAAUAUUCCGAAAGUGUCGGCCAUCCCGCCCCCGGAGCAGAGUUGCCAGAGUACCGAGAGGGACAAGCCCUCGGGUGAACAGAGGGAAAAGCCACCCUUGAAGGAGAAACCGAAGAUCACCAGGAUACCCUCGUUCUCGAGGCGCGUAGAGGAGCCCUCGGGCGGAACCGAGAGGGGGGCCGUCCCCUCCUACCCCGAGAAGGCGGAAAUCGUGCACAGGGUGGAGGCGGUGGCCAGCGGCAAAGUGGUGAACGUGACCGUGGCCUGCGAUGGGAAGUCGAGCAUUCCUACGUUGCAACGGAAGGAGGGUGAAAAGUGUUCGAGCGUCGAGUCGGGGACCGGGCCCUUGAAUACGGCCACGAUCAAAAAGAAACCGGCGAGCAAAAAGUGAGCAAGUAUCCAUCGUACGCUUCUUCCGCCAUUGUUCAACUUCGGACCGUUACUUUCGGCUGAGUAGAUUUCUAUGUUUCAAAUCAACUAUUCGGUCGUCCACUUGACGCUCUAAUCCUUUGCCGAUGGCUGCAACGAGGAAAGGGAGAGUAAUUGCUUUCUUUUUUCUUUUUUUUUUUUGCCCGUCUGGGAAGGAGAGAUUUGUAAAGGAUAAAAGGAUACACAGGAGAUAUCUUAUAGGGACCACGAAAUUGAGAAAUCCGAAGCGGUGUACGAUGUUCGUCGAACGAUACGAAGAUCGUGACGAGAUCGUGAUGAGAUCGAAGCGUGUUAAUUUCUAACGAUUUUUAUUGUUUUUAAAUAUUACUAUUUGUAGUAGAUGUAAUUUUUUCUUUUGUACCAUGUUCGGCAAUAUUUGCAAUCAUUAAAACGAAGAAAGUCAAGUAAUAAACACUUUGGAAUAAAGCGUUUCUUUAACCUUUAGUCGUGUAAUCGCAAUCAUCAUGCACAGUAUUAAUUUUAUAUAAACGAUAUGCCUAUUAAACGAUAUAUAACGAUCUAAUCUACGCUAUGCUAAUUAAAAUGAUCUAUUAUUAUUUAACACCAUAUUUAUUUACAUAUUUAAACACUAGUGACCACCGAUUAUUUCUUUAAUCUCUCCAAUUAUUUUUCCGUGUAUAAAUUGCUCUCUUAAUUACUCUUAUCUCGAACGAAUAUUUCCCUCUUUUUUUUUUUUUUCUUACCACGUUAUCGAACGUCUUGUACGCGCUCGGUGUAUGCACACGAGGCUCGAGGUAAAUGAUUUUCAUACCGUUAUACGGACGGAGCAACGUGGGCUGAAAGUGUUUCCCUGAGCUGGGUGUCGCGGCGAGUCUCUGGUAUCAUUUUUCAGUACGCGGUUGGCGUACCAUUUAUCUUGUAACUUUAUCCACUGGAACUUUAUUAUUAAGUAAAACAAAGUCUAUAAGUCACACAGCGUUGUAGGGAGAGGUCUGGCCGCUGUCACAUGUAAGGGGUGAGAGGAGUGCGAGACUUGUUGGAAACGACGUGAGAACGAUUCCAACGGAGUGAUGCGAUUUCUCUAUGGCGUCGACGAAAGAAAAUCGAAUGUUACUUUUCAUAUGACUCUUUUUUCCUCGAUUACAUUUGUGUAACGGCGGUGCCAUUUAUAUGAUGCGUGUAACGUAAUUUUUCAUAAUAAUAAUUUUCCAAAUACGUAGAAGUGAAAUUUUCCGUAAAUUGUUCGUUUCUUUCUUCGCUUUUUCAUUGUCUCUUGUGACAUUGUAAAAAAAAAAGAGAAAAAACAGUAAUUCGAAGGCGAAUUCGGAAUUUUAUUCCGAGUUGCAAAAUAAAAGUGUAAUCAUUGAGUA